AAGUCUACCUUGAAUAUGUGGAGAAAGAACGCGGCGUUGCGCGAAACUCUCACCGGCCUCUUGCUGCUGGCUACGUUUUGCGAUGCCCACCAAUGUAAGUAGUAACCAGUAACCACAGGGAGUCACAGCACCGCACCGCACUGCACUGACUAAAACGAGCCCUCGCGGUGUUACAGACUCGUUCCACUUCCUUAGCAGAUUUUUCUGGUUUGAACUCGAUUCAUAUCUACGUAAAGUUGCACUGGAUUCCACGUUUCCAUGUCACCGUUUACCAUCGAGACGUUGUCUUAUGGGAUUGUGAAGACCUAAAUAUUGGAUAUUCCUAAAUAAUAUGAAACUAUUUUAUAAUGCUGCAAUAUCACACAAAGUCGGUAAAGCAUGGUCCAUUUGCUAUGCGAUGUUAGUCUUUUGACGCAAAAACGUCGUUAAGUGCCACCAUUAUGGUUAAAGACCGCUAAACGUUUUUUUUGCGCGUUGGUGUUGCCAGUCCCGGCGUCGCCAGAAACUUCGCUGCUGUGGCUUAACUGAAAACCAGCACGUGGUGUCACGGUAAAUCCCUGCGUAAACGGACGUGCUUAAUCUGGUCAAACCUGUAUGCAACUUUCUCCUUUUCUGUUUCAUGUGCCUGUUUAUUCCCUUGUUUCAGCUACAGUGAGAUGCCGAAGAUCAUAUCCCCUUCCCUAUAAACCUGAAAUUUUUAUUCUCGCAAAAGCUUGCAAUUUGUAAUCGUAUGCGAAUCAAUCUUAGUUCCGAAACCCAGUCCUUUUCUCCGUCAGACCAGCUGUUUUCUAUACGUUUAAAAACAGCAUCGUACUGUAAAAAUAAUCCCCCCGUGGUUUUUCGAGUCCUGGCGCAGAGCAAGGCAUCACAGUUUCUAACGCGGCAUCGCCGGGCAAACUCGUUGUUUGAAGAAAGAAAAAAGGGCAACUUGGAGAGAGAGUGCGUUGAAGAAUUGUGCAGUAAAGAGGAGGCACGGGAGAUCUUUGAGAACAUCGCUGAAACAGACUACUUCUACCCAAAAUAUGUUGAGUGCCUGGGCUCUCAUCGUGUAGGUAUAACCAACUCGGGUGCUGAUUCUGAGAUUCUUCAGGACCUCCGCAGCUGUGUGAAAGAAAUCACGGACCAGUGCCAGCCUCUGCCCUGCCACAAACAUGGGUAUGAACGUUGCUUGGACGGCCAUGCCACUUACACCUGCAUGUGCAAGCCCGGCUGGACAGGCAUGCACUGUGAAGAGGACAUUAAUGAGUGCGAAGAUCCAGAGUUCCUCGCUGGUUGUAACCAUAAGUGCUUUAACGUACCUGGGAGUUUUCGUUGCACAUGUGAGGAUGGGUUUUACCUGAAGGACAACAUCCACUGUUUAGAUAUUAACGAGUGCAGACUUUACCCCAGCAUCUGUAAGGAGCCGGCCAAAUGUGUCAAUACGCCAGGCGCGUAUGAAUGCCAGUGCCCCAAAGGAUACAAGUAUAACUUUACCUCCCAUGAGUGCCAGGACCUGGACGAGUGUGAGCAGAACAUCUGUGAGUUCGACUGCACUAACACACUGGGCAGCUACUCGUGCCAGUGCGACGGGCGUGUGGGCCUUAAGCUGUCCGCUGACGGGCACACGUGUGAGACCAUCCCUGUGUGUGUGCCACUCUAUGACCACAAGCACGGGGAGAUGCUCUACCUGGGUGAGCAGUUCACCGGGGGGCCGGUCAUCUACCUGCGCUUCCGCCUGCCUUUGGAGAACAGCCGGUUUGCCGUGGAGUUUGACUUCCGGACGUUCGACCCGGAGGGCGUAAUGCUGUACGCAGAGUCGCUGCAAGAUUCGUGGUUCAUGUUGGGCCUGAGGGGCGGCCGCAUCGAGGUGCAGUUGAAGAACCAGCACUCUGUCAAGGUCACCAGCGGAGGCAGAGCCAUCAACGACGGCCUAUGGCACGUGAUCUCUGUGGAAGAGCUGGAGAAGAGUAUCAGCGUGAAGCUCAGCAAGGAGGCGGUGCUGAGCAUCAGCAGUCCGGGGAGCCUCUUCGGCACCACCAGCGGCAAGCUGGACACCAAGGUUUACAUUGCUGGCUUGCCCAACCGUAACACCAGCCUCAUCAAGCAGAUCAACCCCAGGUUAGACGGCUGCAUCCGUGGCUGGAAUCUACUAAACCAGGGCACCUCCGGGGUGAAGGAGGUCAUCCAAGAGAAGGAGAGCAAACACUGUUUCGUCUACGUGGAGAGGGGCUCCUUCUUCACGGGGGCUGGGCCUGCCUACUUCAACAUCGACUACAGCAGAGAUGGGCAGUGGACAGUGGAUGUAGAGAUGGGCAUUCGUCCAUCCAGCAGCACGGGUGUUCUGUUCACCCUUGUUACCAACAACACUGUGCCCCUCUCAGUCACCGUGGUAACUCAGGGCUCCAUCGAUGCAGACCUGCAGGUGUUUUUGGACGGCAUUCUCGUGGCGACGCUCCAGUCACUGAUGCUGUGCUAUCCGGAGCACUUGGUGGUGAGAAUGCAAGUGACCGCGAACAGCCUCCAGCUCUCUGCCAACUCCUCCAAAGUGUCGUAUGCCGAUGCCGAGCUUCUGGGCCAGGCACUGGCUACGCUCAACACCACCAUGCAGCAACCAGUGGACACCUACAUCGGGGGACUGCCAGAUCUUCCUCUCUCCGCUACGCCAGUCUCAGCCUAUUACCACGGCUGCAUCAUGGAGAUCCGCGUGAACAAGCAUCUGCUCGACUUUGACGAAGCCGUCAGCAAGCACAACAGCAUCAAGUCUCACUCCUGCCCACCCGUGCAUCCUCCCGAGCCCCCCGGCAGCGGGCCUGGUCCUGCCCCAGCCCGGAAGUGACGGGACCAGCACGGGCGCAGUGGAGAACGCCUGCGUACCUGCCCUUAUUGCUGUCUGUCCGGUUGUGAGAGGAGAUGGUAAAAGGGAGAGAGAGAAAAAGAAAGACAGACCCAAAAAGGGGGUCUGGAGUUUUCCCUCUUUUCCUUUUUGUGGAUUUUAUUACACAUGCCAUAUUGAGAACCCUGUGAAUAUUAAUGAUACACGCUGUUAUCCUGAAGCUGUUGAAGGGCAUUUCCUUCUGUAUAUUUCCACUGUUUUAAAGAAAUAGCAGUUGACGCAAUAUGGAGCUGAGCUCUGAUUGGUUUAGAAUAUGUGUUCCGAUUGGAUGUACAGAAUAAGACAGAUCCAAUUUAAGAUUUCUUAAAUAGGAUCACCCAACUUUCUAUUUUUAAACGAGAUGAAGAAUAGUCCUUUUUACACAGAUCAGUGAGAACACAAAACUUAGUUGGCUAGAAGUGUUUACCAUGUACUGUGUAAACAAACAAGUUUCUGUUGUGCGUUUUACAGGUUAUAGUGGAUUUAGUGGUAAAAAUCUAUUGUGAAUUGUAAUAAAGUACGAAAAUCCAAUGUUUCCAGAAAAA
Molecule: messenger RNA, 3396 nt
Organism: Electrophorus electricus (electric eel)
Lineage: Eukaryota; Metazoa; Chordata; Actinopteri; Gymnotiformes; Gymnotidae
Gene: pros1
Product: protein S
Cellular component (GO): extracellular region
Molecular function (GO): calcium ion binding
Source: RefSeq, a predicted model, not a curated record